Molecule: messenger RNA, 2185 nt
Organism: Amblyraja radiata (thorny skate)
Lineage: Eukaryota; Metazoa; Chordata; Chondrichthyes; Rajiformes; Rajidae
Product: tyrosine-protein phosphatase non-receptor type substrate 1-like
Exons: 5
Coding region: 941-1906 (321 amino acids)
Source: RefSeq, a predicted model, not a curated record
AUGACAAGUUAACUCCUUGUUAUCUUAAGCACCCAUAAAGAUUUUUGAUUAUAUUUAUUCACUAAGACUUUUUGGAACAAUGUGCAAAGCAAGCGAUCCAAAAAUUCCAGGAAUGUAACUAGUUGUUUCAGAUGUCAAAUGACACAGCUUUUUCACAAUUUGAAUGUAAAACUUUAACACUUAGAAUGGUUGUUUCCCCCAAAUAUAUUACAGCAAGGAGAAAGUGCAAGACGAUGAUCAAAUCUUCCUUGGAGCAAAUAAGUGAAAUCACAGGAUAGAGAUGGGAUUGUCCUUGCUAUAUAUCAAGGUUUAAAUUUGGAAAUGAUACACGUGUUUGAGUUUCAGCUGCUUCUAAAAUAUCCCUAUUGUGGGGAACAUUUCCGUUUAAUGUAACAAUCACGUCGCCUGGAGAAUCUCGCAAGGGAUACGCACAAGCACUCCAUGCUGUGUUAUCUGCUGAGGGUGAAUGUAGAGCCUCUUGUACAUUUGGCUUCCCGUGAAGUUAAAAAUAUUUAUUCAGCGCAGGAGCAGGACUCUGCAGAUCAUGGAGUCAAACAACAGAAAGUUGCUGAGCCACACAGCUCCCUGCCUUCACCCCCUAACAAUCCUGUCAACCCCACCCCCGCCACACACACCUUGUGAUUAAAACCCUGCUUCAAUGUGUUUUCGAAUUCUUUGAAUUAGCCUCAAUUUCCAUUUCCAGCAGCGAGCAUGUUUCUUCGCAGAUGUCAACUGACGUUUGACGGUACUGAAACCGCAAAGCUGCAAGUCUGACAUUUAGUUUCGUUUGCACAAUAUACCCAACCAAAAAAAAGUCCCUCAACAUACCGUUAUUCCCACCCACCAUCCCCAAACCAACGCAGCUGCGUGGCUCAACAACUUUCUGUUGUUCGACUCCGCGGUCUCUCGUGGCUCCUCAAUUGCGAAGUCGGUACUCAGUAUGUAUGGAAAAAAUGAAUUUAACCCCUUCCUCAUUCUGGCCGUUAUUUGCACAGCAUUCGCCGAGGUUACGAAGGUGCAUCAAAUGCCGGAUAAAGUCGAUGCAUUGGUAGGGCAGGACGCGAGUUUGCAAUGCUCGUUCGGGCUAUUUAGAGAUAAAAAUAACAUUAAGAUGUAUUGGUGGAAAACAGGAGCACGGGAGUUUUUCAAAGAGGGAGAAGAUUCCAGGAAAGUGUUCAAGGUGGAAUCUAGAGCGAGCGCUUCGCUUAAGAUUGUGAACGUGAGAUUCGGAGACGCCGGAAUCUAUUACUGCAGAGUGGAGGGUGAAUACACUGGAAAUGGAACAGGUGCAACCCUUGAAGUAAAAGCUUCCCCAGCACCAAUGACGAUUAUGAAAUCACAAGAUGCAGAUGGUUCUCUGCUGUGCAAAACCUCUGGGUUCUUUCCUGCAGACUACAGCUUGUCUUGGUAUAGAGAUGGUCAAAGAAUUACGAAUGGAGUAAAAACAAACCAUCAGCUUAACGCAGAGAGUCUAACUGAAGCCUCCAGCUGCUUGCACGACACAGAGCCAGCGCAGGAAGGAACUAUCUACACAUGUGAAGUGUCUCACUCCACGCUCCAAGCUCCAGCUUCGGCCACUUAUACUGUCAACCUUGCAGAUGUCAGUUCAAAAACUACUUUACCUUGGUGGAUUCCUCUUUGUGGAGGACUGUCUCUACUGCUUCUGAUUAUUGUAGCAAUAGUCAGUUAUAAACUCUGCAAAGCACGUAAAGGCAAGGUACAAAUGAAGACCUGCGUACGUUGCACUCAACCUAUCGUGGCAAAUCCUAAAAAUCUGAAAGAGGAAACAGUUAAAGGGAAUACACAGAUGACACAGUGGAACCCAAUCACAACAGCAGACGUUACCGAUACCACGCCAAAAGUAAAAAAACAUCGUAAAAGGAAAAAUGGCCCAAUGAAUAUUUGAUAUUUUUUUCAAUCUGAGAAGCAUUUUAUAGUAAUUAUUAUAGAUUAUUUUACAUAACUUUCAAUGUUUGUACACCGUGCACUUCUUGAAACUCAAAGAAAAUCCAAUUUUAUGAGGUCAUCAGAUAACUGCAUUUUAUAUAUUUAUUCGCUGACGCUGACAAGAACAUUGUUCACAUUUUCAAAAUUGCAGAAUUUAUAAUGGUGUUUACUGACUUAUUCUAAAUAUGAAGAUAGAGACAAAAGGCUGGAGUAACUCACCGGGACAGGCAGCAUCUCU